CCUCGACGUCGCGAAAUACAUCAAUUUUCCACGAUUACCGACACAAUGGCUGCCGCUCUCCCCAACAUUUCCUCGGACCUCAUCUGGGAGGUUGUCCGAAGCAACAACAGCUACCUCCACAAGACCGGUGCUGCCUCAAAUGGCGGUAUCCAGCUGUCUCGCGACCCCCUCAACCUGACCAACAAGCACAGCCGCAAGUACGCUGGCUUUGUCAACGACAAGGCUGUUGGUAUCUCCGCCGGUGAGAAGGGUGGUGUUGUCGUCGUCAGCAAGAAGGCUGCUGUCGCCAACCAGCCCGCCAAGAGCUCUGCCACUACCACCAUUGGUGGCGGCAAGUCUACCCGCAAGACCUACAAGGCCGUUGCCAGCCAGAUCGCCAAGUCCGGCUACCGCGCUGACCUCCGUGAGGCCGCCAUCGAGCGUGCCUCCGCCAUCCGCAAGUCCCAGCUGCCCGUCAAGGCCGACCCCGAGCCCAAGCUGAGGGGCAAGAAGGCCCAGAAGGCUGCCUCCGCCGGCGAGUCCUAAACGAAAGGACAAGACAUAAAAAUGAAAGGGUGAAGUGGAUAAUGGCGCUUUUGAAAAAAAGAACCAUGGGGAUGAGCAUGGGAGUUUGGCUGGGGCUGCAAGUAGGGGUCUGACGGGCUGUUAUAUCCUUUUUUAUACUGUACAUUGAACUGGCCUGGCUGCGGCUGGGGGCUGCGGUUGGAUUCCCGAAACGGUUCGAGCGAGACGAACAAACUGAUGUUGCGGUUGCCGAUGAGGGAGCUGCAAUAUGGAGUUCAUGGGAAGAUGAUGAUAAUUCCAAUGAAUUCUUACAACUACGUUGCGAUGAGUGAAGCAUG
Trichoderma atroviride IMI 206040 is the source of this 842-nucleotide messenger RNA. RefSeq lists its product as uncharacterized. Gene Ontology annotation, cellular component: ribosome; cytosolic large ribosomal subunit. NCBI's taxonomy places the organism in Eukaryota, Fungi, Ascomycota, Sordariomycetes, Hypocreales, Hypocreaceae. The record is from RefSeq and is a predicted model, not a curated record. Gene Ontology annotation, biological process: translation. Gene Ontology annotation, molecular function: structural constituent of ribosome.